Messenger RNA from Apodemus sylvaticus (European woodmouse), 1719 nucleotides. RefSeq names its product transcription factor 19 (gene Tcf19). Gene Ontology annotation, cellular component: nucleus. The transcript has 4 exons. The coding region runs from base 457 to 1251 and encodes 264 amino acids. Lineage: Eukaryota; Metazoa; Chordata; Mammalia; Rodentia; Muridae. Gene Ontology annotation, molecular function: protein binding. The record is from RefSeq and is a predicted model, not a curated record. Gene Ontology annotation, biological process: regulation of gene expression.
CGGGAAUUCCGAAGGAGGAGUCUGCGCGGCGCGCGCGCCCAAGCCGCGCCCUCGGGGCGGCUUCCUUGGCUGUCAAACCUCAGCGGGAGCGCGGGGCGCAGGGUGCGUAGUCCCUUCCUCAGUUUACCCCGCGAGCGAAAAAGGAAAGGAUUGUCAAAGGCUCCCGGAUGUUGAGCGGCCUGAGGAUUCGGCUUUACUGAGGUGCCGCAAGACGUCUUCCUGGUUUUGCAUCUCAUCUGGACUUUCCUGGAGUUGCUUUUUAGACCUCAUCUUGACAGCCUCUGCCGCGGUGCAUAUCCAGGCCUCUGGCGCUCUGAAUCUGCACUUAAGUUGGCAUUACACACAAUACUUAGCUGUUGACAUCGGAGAGAACUGAAGCCCACGGUGCUUUAUCCAGGACUAGGAGAGGACAUGGACUGCUGAAGUGGGCGAAGUGGUGCACAGGGGGCACCCCCCAUGCUGCCCUGUUUCCAGCUGCUGCGUAUCGGGGGCGGCAGGGGCGGUGACCUCUACACCUUCCACCCCCCAUCCAAGUCUGGCUGCACCUAUCGGUUGGGCUGCAGGGCCGACCUGUGUGAUGUGGCCCUGCGGCCCCAGCAGGAGCCCGGCCUCAUCUCUGGGGUCCAUGCAGAGCUGCAUGCUGAACUCCAAGGGGACGAUUGGAGGGUCAGCCUGGAGGACCACAGCAGCCAAGGGACUUUGGUCAAUAAUGUCCGGCUCCCAAGAGGCCACAGACUGGAGUUGAGUGAUGGUGACCUUCUGACCUUUGGCCCCCAAGGGCAAGCAGGAACCAGCUCCUCGGAGUUCUACUUCAUGUUCCAACAAGUCCGGGUCAAACCUCAGGACUUUGCAGCCAUAACUGUUCCUCGGUCUAAGGGAGACGCCGGGGGUGGUUUUCAGCCUAUGCUGCCCCCACAAGGGGCACCUCAGAGACCGCUCAGCACCCUCUCCUCUGCCCCCAAGGCCACACUGAUUCUCAAUUCCAUUGGCAGCCUCAGUAAGCUCCAGCCCCAGCCUCUCACCUUCUCCCGUGGUGGGAGCAGGCCACAGGGCCUAGCUGUUCCCACUCAGCCAGGGGAAGUGGGAGCUCCGCCCGCUCCGCCCACAAGAAACCGGAGGAAAUCAGCUCAUAGAGUGUUGGCAGAACUAGAUGAUGAGAGCGAGGUUUCCCCAGGGCCCUUAUCAGUCCUAAUGGAGCCCAGGAAGAAGCUCCGUAUGGAAAAGGCCACUCUGAUAUCCAGUGGGGAAUGACCACAGGGAACGGCCCACUGCUAUAGACUGACUUGACUCAAGAGUGGAGAACGAGGCUUACGGCUGAAGUGACAGAAAAGAUGGUUUCCUGCCAAAGAUGUUGCAGCCUCCAAGUUACCAGUGAGCUGCAAUUCCAGUAACAAUAAAGCCUUGUUUCCAUGGAUGCCAGGAUAACGGCAGCUAGAUCGUCAGUCACAGAAACCAUCCCUAGAAGGUGUAAGAGGGAACGCUAAAUGUUUUUAUUUUGCUGAAGCCAGCAUACUAGGCAAGUGCUCUGCCACCGAGCCACACCCUAACCUACUAACCACCUUCUUGAAUGACAUCAGCUAAAGCACCCUGAAGGACCCAGGGCACGGCCCCAAGGCUUCCUCAUGCCCGGCUAGCUAGUACUACCACCAGCUGAGUCUGUGACUAGCUUUUCAGAGCUUUGCCUUUAUUCCAAAUAAAGAAUAAACUGCUUCACCUACA